AUGCCUCGCAGUGUCACCGUGGCUGCCGUUCAGUUCGCCUGCACAGACGAUGAGACUCAGAAUCUGCAGACCGCGGAGAGGCUGAUCCGUGAAGCCCAUGCGCGUGGCGCCAACAUCAUCCUACUGCAGGAGCUCUUUUCCGGGUUCUACUUCUGCCAGGCGCAGUGUGCUACCAACUUCCAGCGAGCCCGGCCCCGCCACAACCACCCUGCCAUUACUAGGAUGCAGCAGCUUGCAGCAGAGCUGCAGGUGGUGCUGCCUGUGAGCUUCUUUGAGCGCAGUGGAGGGGAGCCGGAGAACAGUGCUGGUGGUGGCGGCGGUGUUUCCGGUGGUGGUGGUGGUGGCGGUGUGGCGCAUUUCAAUUCGCUGGUGGUGAUUGAUGCUGAUGGCAAGGACCUUGGACUGUACCGCAAGUCACACAUACCAGAUGGACCCGGGUACCAAGAGAAGUUCUACUUCUCACCAGGGGACUCGGGUUUCAAGGUGUUCAAGACACGCUACGCUGCCAUUGGCUGUGGCAUCUGCUGGGACCAGUGGUUCCCGGAGGCAGCGCGGGUGAUGGCGCUCAAGGGAGCAGAGCUGCUGCUGUACCCCACAGCCAUAGGCUCGGAGCCUCAAGAUGCCUCCAUUGACUCGCAGCCACAUUGGAGCACUGUCAUGCGCGGCCACGCUGCUGCCAACCUGAUGCCUGUCAUUGCAUCCAACCGCAUUGGCACGGAGACCAUUUCAACCGAGCGCGGCCCCAGCACGAUUACUUUCUACGGCUCCUCCUUCGUCGCUGGGCCGACUGGGGAGAUGUUGCAGCAGGCAGGGCGGGUGGAGGAGGCUGUUUUGGUGCAAUCAUUUGAUCUGGAUGCAUUGUGGCAACAGCGCAUUGGAUGGGCUCCGGUUGAACACUUCACUCAGGUGGAUUAUUUAUUGGUGCCUUUAAUCAGGCUGACAGCCACUGGUGGAAUAGCGGUGGAUCCACCAAGCACUGGUUGUACCGCCAUGGAUUUCGUGUCGCCGUGUCGUGCGUUGACAAUUUUAACGUUCGUUGUGGUACUCGCGGGUGCGGCGGUGGCGCAAGAGUACUGCUUCCCUUCCGAUUAUGCGCGUCUAUCCACAGCAUGUACGGGAACGACGCGUCAGGUGGAGUACAAGAAGGUUCGCGACUGCAAAGACCCCUUCCCUAUCCAAGAGAUCCACGACGAGCCCUGCACAUGUACGCCUGAGGACUACACUCUCCAGUACAAGACCACGCCUGGACCGAACUGCACCGAGGAGUUUGUUCCAAACGCAGGGUGCUCCAGUGGUUCUGUAACGGGCAAGGUCAGCGUCAAUCCCUUCUUCUGCGAGUUGAACUCAGUGCCGUGCACCAAGGCGCACAUGCGAGUGGCGUACUCGCAGUGUAUGGGCGAGUCGGGCAUCACCGUCUCCACCGCCGACGGCGAGAAACCCGCGGCUCAGGUUAUUUAUUUCUUCAACAAGUCAUGCAACCCUGCCGCCAAGGGCUCAGCCCACCUCCCGCCUAUCACCUACAUCCCCUGCGACACCAAGUGCGGACCGGGAUCGUUCCUGCACGCCGACAAGUGCAAGAUAUGCACCCCAGGCACGUACAGCAUGGGAGGAGGGCUGCGCUUUGACAAGAUCUACGAGCUCGACAAGAAGUACUUCAAGACCACAUGCGAGUUCUUCAAUUCCACGGGCAAGCAUACAUGUGAACCGUGGUACGUUGAAGAUGGAGCGGUUAAAGUGGGGGCGUAUGACAGCCCGAACGAGUGGUUGCAAGACGAGUGUGACACGGAUGAGGACUACGAGUGUCACAACAACCUGCGGUCCGUGCUGCAGAUGACUGUUCGCCUCGUCCGCCCAGGGUACGUGAAGUUCAACUACACGGUGAACGCAGAGAAGGGUCUGGACGGGCUCUCCUUCUUCAUUGACGUCUCAGAGCAACCCGUCAUGCCCCUCGACUCCUACCAGUUCCAUCCGAAGCAGGUGAUGUUCAACCUGACGGAGGGCUACCACCACCUCACGUGGCUCUACUCCAAGGACCAUGAGUUCACACGCGGCCAGGACACCGCUGCCAUCACCAUGAUUGAGGUGGACGGUACAGACUACAACGACCACCGCUGCAGGCCCUGCGAGCCCGGCUUCUACAGUGCCGAGGGUGCAACAGAGUGCAUCCCAUGCCCACUCGACCACAUCUCCAAGGGAGGGGCAGCGCAGUGCGAAGCCUGUCCAGAGAACAGCUACGCGCUACACGUUCCACGCAUCAAGUGCUUACCCAAACCCACAUGCAGUCUGGAGAAGCAUGCGCGCUACACCUACACGCCCUGCAUGUCUGCCACCAACACUCGCACCAAGAAGUACGAGUGGGUGGAGCCGAAGGUGUGCACGGGGGGUGAUGUGCUCCCACCAGAGGACUCCCAGACCUGCCCGCCCUGUCCCUCGGGCCAGUACUACGAGGACUCUCCUGAAAACGGCACCAAGGCCUGUGUCUUCUGCCCUCCUGGCUCGGCGCGCGACGCAAGCAACGAGACGAUGGGGAACACGUGCGAGCGGUGUGAGCCGGGCAACGUGGCCAUCAAGUCGUUCAAGCUCGAGCACUUUGCACGCCAGCACGGAGGGCUGCCGGAGGGCUUCACCACCGGGUGCCGGGGGCAGUGCGGGUCCCCUGGGUGGCACGUGGUGAAUGAGCGCCUCGAGUCGGGCGUGGGCCAUGGCCAGUCCGUCUCGGUGUGGCUCAAGUACGAGGUGGACAUGGAGAUGGACGGACAGGUGACGUUCAACUACUCGGCACACCUGCCAGAAGGGGACACGCAGCGAGGGCUCUUCUUCUACGUCGAUGAGGACCUCGUCGUCGCCAGCGAGGAGGGGUACGAGGAGGGCGAGCCGGACACAGUGGUGACCACAGACCCGUGGGAGCUGAGGAAGGGCAAGCACACGCUCAUGUGGGUGUGGAUCAAGCUGCAGGACCAGCAGAAGGACACCACGGACGGCGCCAUUAUUUAUGACAUUCUGAUUGACGCAGCAACAAGGGGAGGAGCGAGCUACUGUGAGCCGGUGCCGGAGGGAGCUGAGCUGGCGGGGCAGGGCUCGUUCUGGACAGAGUGCCCUGCUGGGUUCUACAGCGAGGGGCUCGCUGCUAACUGCACUGCCUGCCCUCCCAACACAUUCAACGACAUGCCCUUCGGAAGCAAGGCGUCCUGCCAGCCCUGCAGCCCCGGCACCACCUCUCUAGCCGGCAGCAGCGAGUGCACCAUCGGAGACGUGGCGGUCCCCUCCUCCUACUGCUCCUACGUCCCGCCUGCUUCCGAGGAAGACGCCAAGCUCCCCCUCACCAUCUUCGACCUCUCCCCGCUCUCCCGCCGCCACCCCGGCCGUAUGUUCGGCCCGAUUUUCGACAACCCCAAGGCUAAGAAACGUUCUGAGGGGUCUCUGUACUACGUGAACGUGUGCGACCGGGAUAAGACCAACCGCACGUGCGCGAGCGUGCGUGGGGUUCCGAUGAAUACCUACGCGUGUAAGAUUAAUCCUGCGACGAAGCUGGAUAACCGACAGGGGCACCGGUUGGCGCAUAACCUAGGAAAGAAGAUUGAUCUGUCGCCGCUGGGGCAGGGCGCAGCGCUGUUCCGCAGGGGGUUUGUGAUGACGAUGACGGGGGACACGUGCGUGGCAGAGGACAAGGACCGCGAGCUCAAGAUCACUUUCAUCUGUGACCCCAAUGCUGGCUACGGGGCGCCAGAGGCAUGGACAGAGAAGGGCCAACAGGCAGCCCUGGACCCAGCCCUGACCUUCCCGUCAUGGGUGGAUCGCACGGGCGCCAUCAUCCCCAUAGGCAACGAGACGUCGUGCACGUACGACAUGGUGUGGUACUCGGCGUUUGCGUGCCCCAUGUGCACGUACGACGACUACGAGAUGGUCACGGUGCCCAACUGCAAGAACAACAAGUUCGUUGUCUUCAAGUACAAGGAGCCCAAGCUGUGCCAGCCCAACCCGCAGGCACCACUCCCAGACGACAUUCCCUGCCAGCCCUGCGCGGGAUUCCUGACGAGCAACAGCACAUGUGCCGACGUGCACGGGCGCCACAACAUCACCUACACGUACGAGGAAGAGGGCUCCUGCAACCCCUAUCUCAACGGCUCCGUCAAGCUCCCUGCUCCUGUCAUCGUCGGGCCGUGCGUCCAGACGCUUUACAUCGAGUCCGCGGAGCUGCUUAACGGGAAGACUCCGCCUGCUUACUUGCUCUUCCUCCACUCACUUGCACCCCAACUUGCACCCCUCGCGUCGCGCUCCGGCUCCGGCUCCGGCUUUGGCUCUGGUUCCGGCUCCGACUCACAGGCGGAGAUCGACGCGUAUCGGUUCGCGAUGCUGCAGCAGAUGCUGUGGGAGCAAGCCAAGUGGACCCUUCUAGACGCCAUUCGCAGCGGCAAUGCGACGGCCGGCGGCGUUGCGACGGGAGAUGGUAACCACACUCUCCCGAAAGGGUCUAUCGUGGUUCGCGUGCCGUAUGGCGCUCCUCCUCCGGGGCAGUCGUCGGGUGUUGGGACUGGGGCUGGUGGGGGUGGGAGCGUGGGGGAAAGCAGCAGCCCCGGUGGUAUCAACAGUGGCAGCGGCAGUGGCAGCGACGAGAAAGGCAGCAGUGGUGGUAGUAGGGUAGUGGAAGCAGCAGUGGUGGAGCGAGAAGCGGUGCAGAAGGCCGGAUUCCGGUGCGCAAAUUCCGCCCCGCUCGCCCUCGUGAGCCCCCUCGUGGCUCUCCGCGUGUUCGACCUCUCCCCCCUGCUCCUCGCCAAAGGUCCACGCGCGGGGGAAGCUAGUGCGCAGGCGGAGGGGGACGGGACGGGGGAGGUGAUGGGGGCGGAGGAGGAGGCGUGGGAGGUGGUUGCGCCAGGGCCUGCGCGGAUUGAGGUGAGGCUGGCGGUGGAAGGGGGGAAGGGAGGGGAGCAACGGCCAGGCGGACAGGCAGCGGGGCAAGCACGGCGCACAGGAGCUGGUGGUGAUAGUGGUGAGACCUACUGCGCUGUGAUAGGUGGAGGCACCAGCGGUGGCGGCAGCGGCAGCGGUGGUGGUGGUGAUGGGGGCGUGGCCUGGGACACGUCGCCGGUCUUGACACGUGCAGAGAAGCGCAGCAUCAGCAGCAGCAGCAGCAGCAGCAGCAGCUCAUCAGGCUCUAGCUAUGUGUGCACAUCCCCACGGCUGGGUACCUACACACUCGUUCAAUACCUGCAGUCACCCGAUGGACCUACUCCUUCCCCCUCGCCUUCCCCCUCUCCUGCUCCUUCUCCUCCCCCCACACCUUCUCCCUCCCCUCCCCCCUCACCUUCUCCCUCCCCUUCCCCCUCACCGUCCCCCGCCCCUUCCCCUUCACCGUCCCCUUCCCCCACUCCCGUCCCUACUCCCCCUCCUGACAGCUCUGCUCCACCUCCCACCACCACCACCACCACCACCACCUCUUCUUCCUCUUCCUCCUCCCUGUCCUCCCCAAAGCUGGUGCUGUCGCUGGCGCUGGUGGCGGCUGCGAGUGUGGCGAUGGUGGUCUUCGCCUGCAUCCUCACGCACCUGCUGUGCCGCAUUCGCGAGUGGGACGAGGAGGCCAAGGAGGUGACGGGGGUAGGUGGGAGCACGGAAUAG
Molecule: messenger RNA, 5613 nt
Organism: Closterium sp. NIES-65
Lineage: Eukaryota; Viridiplantae; Streptophyta; Zygnematophyceae; Desmidiales; Closteriaceae
Source: the annotation of a GenBank genome assembly